Molecule: messenger RNA, 357 nt
Organism: Clonostachys rhizophaga
Lineage: Eukaryota; Fungi; Ascomycota; Sordariomycetes; Hypocreales; Bionectriaceae
Source: the annotation of a GenBank genome assembly
AUGCCAGAACCCCCCGACGAGUUGGUUCUCAAGAUGAGCCUAUGCAUAGCAUACUAUGGACUCAUUUUACGAUUCAGUGAUAAACAGGAGAGCUUGUUCGCAGAGCGUGCCAACAUUCAGCCAAUAUGGGAGGAUGGCGCGGCUCUGCCUGGGUGGGGAGUUCUGCCCAGCCGGGUCAACAUCCGCAGCGUUCCACAGGAGAUUACUGGGUAUUUUGGAUCCUUUUGGCCUCAACCCGAGGAACACUGGGCGGCUACUCGUGUCUGCGGAAGACACUGGGAUAGUUGGAUGUGCUAUUCUUGGGAAAACCUAUGCGUCGAGCUCCAGCUGCCCACCAAAUACACCGACAACGCGUAA